Messenger RNA from Colletotrichum tamarilloi, 1908 nucleotides. RefSeq names its product HET domain-containing protein. The transcript has a single exon. Lineage: Eukaryota; Fungi; Ascomycota; Sordariomycetes; Glomerellales; Glomerellaceae. The record is from RefSeq and is a predicted model, not a curated record. The coding region runs from base 1 to 1908 and encodes 635 amino acids.
AUGGACCUGUUCCAAUACGAACCCCUAAACCUCACGGGGAAAUCAAUCCGCCUACUUAUGCUUCAUCCUGGAUCCACCGGCGAGAUAUCCUGCGAUAUCUUUGAAGCAAGCCUGGACUCCGACGGCAUUAUCCCCUACGAAGCCUUAUCAUAUGCCUGGGGCAGCAUUGAUCUCUCGGCCUCCAUCAUCGCCAACGGCAAGACCCUCCGCAUCACGAAUAACCUGUUCACUGCUUUGACUUACCUCCGAGACGACCAUGUAAGCAAAGUCAUGUGGAUCGACGCUGUCUGUAUCGACCAAAGCAACGUCGCUGAGCGAGGUCACCAGGUCGGACAGAUGGCUGGCAUCUACAGAGGCGCUGAACAGGUCAUCAUAUGGCUUGGCCCGCCCACACAUGAGACGAACCUCUUAUUUGGAUGCCUCGAAGAGCUACACAAAAGCUGGGCCCGUCAGAAAAGCCGGGAUGACCUUGUUCAGGCACAAGAGCAAUGGUCAAAGAUACGACAGAACUCGGAACUUGACCAGGCUGUCCUCUUGGAUCUGCAACGAAAGGGGCUUGUUUCACUCCUCGAGGAGACCUGGUUCACGAGGAUAUGGGUUCUGCAGGAAGUAUCACACGCCAGGGCAGCAUCGAUAUAUUGUGGAAAAUGGUCCGUUCCGGCCUAUAUGCUCAAUAUCGCUGCCAAGCUCGUCGGCGUCGUCCCAGACACCGGCUGCCAAGCUGUUCUGGACUUGCUUCCGGAUUCAUUCACUCAGAGAUCCCCAAGGAAGAACGUUCUACUGGCCUUAUUACAAAAGUUUCAAAACAGCAAGGCGAGCGACCCUCGGGAUAUGGUAUACGCCCUACUAGCAAUAGCCUCCGACGUAUCGCAAAGCGACUCAGGAUCACUGCUAUUGCCAGACUACUUCAAAACUGAAGAACAGCUGGUGCAAGACCUCAAGACAUACCUGUUCCUAGAUUUGCGUUAUUACAGACAUAUUCCCGAGCGAACCAUGCUAUCUUUUCUUGAGGGAUUGCCUAAACGAACAGCAGCAAUUCACCGAAGCCUUGUGGUGACGGGAAUAACAAGCCACAUUCUCACGUUUCUUGAGAGGGGCCACAGGCUCUCUGUCAAUAAAGCUGUAGUUGGUGAAAUAUGGAAAGAAGAAGGACCGAGAAUUGCAAAGAUUCUCUUCAAUCUAUCUCAAGUAAAGCACCAAAAUUUCAACUUCAGCGUCAAAGGCGUAGAGUCUUUAUUCCAGUUUUGCGACAUUGCAACUGCACGAAGUCUUUUGAGCCGUUUUAGGGAACAUUUACAGGUCAAUCGUCAUCUUGCCGAAGCCUUGCUACAGCGAAAAGACGGAAGGGGCCAAAUUCUCAUGUUGCUGAUCAAAUGGAAUAAGCCUUCUAUUCCAUUCACGCAAGAUGGAUUGUCCACUAUAGUGAGGGUUAUCGAUCCGACGUCGUUGGAAAUGCUUCUCAAGAAACAAACACAAGUGUAUGAAGUGACGGACAAAGUUCUUGAAUCAGCUUCCCGCAAUCGAAAAAAGGGCAAGAUCAUCCCGAUACUCCUCGGUCUGGUCGACGAUCGAAUGGAAUUCGCAAUGAGUGGGCUGCUAUGGUUGCUGCGGUUUUUUGAUGAGAAGGCAUUAAUCUUGCUGCUUGUGUGGUUUUUCAAAAAAGUCAGCAUUGUCGCUUUGGGGCACCCUCCUGAUGAUAGUGUCCGCUGGUCCACGGAAUUGUUACCCGGCUUAGGCUCAGUCGCGGACAGGAAGAAGAUCGAAUACAUUAAAGAGAACAUGGAUCCUCGCGAGAGGUUUCGUAUUGCGGUGAUCAGAGUGGAGGCGGAAUUCAUCAACGGUUUGUAUGUGAAUACAACCCUUCAGUGGAAUAGUCUGUAUCCAGGUAUGCCAGGCGGUAUAGAAUAA